CCUCUGCUGCGCCGCCUUCAAUUCAUUCGGAUUGAAAGCACCGGGAGUGAGUCUCUCUCGGCACUAAUCUCGGUAGCUACCGGCUCGCUCGCUCCGCCUUCCGCCAUGGCGACCGCAAAAAGUCCGUGCUCCGGUCCGAGCAGCACCUAAAAGUCACCCGGACCCCCGUGUGAGCGUGUUCUUUCGCCAGCCGCGGGACGUCCGUGCACUUCUCGUCCGCGGGGGUUGAUCCAGAGGUGUGGACUACACAGACGCCCUUUUCCAAGGAGGACAAACGGAAGGCAAGUAACGACCACUAAGGGAAAUGUCCACAUGCAUGCCGGCUGCAGCCCGCUAUCGUAGCACCUUUUAAUGGAUCUGCUGCAUCUGCGACGUCGACAUGCACUGAAAUGUGCAUUUUGGUAACAUGCACAAUCUGACCAGGGUGUGGAAGUGAGCAGUGGAGGCAAACAUGGCAGAUCCAGACCUGGAGCCGGUGAAGUCGAGAGCAGGGCACCGUCUGGGAGCCCCGGAGACUCUUGGCAUCAGUACCUUAGACCCGGCGCACAGACCACCGACCAUGCCCCCUGGAAGGCAUGUCACCGUUAGGGUCCAUAUGUUGGACGACACUGAGGAACUCUUUGAUGUUUCGAUUAAAGCUUCGGGCAAGGUGCUCUUUGACCUAGUGUGCACCCACAUGAAUCUCAUUGAGGGCGACUACUUCGGCCUGGAGUUUCAGAACCAUCAAAAGUUGAUGGUAUGGUUGGAUCCUAUCAAGCCUAUUAUGAAGCAGCUUAGACGGCCGAAGCACACGACAUUGAGGUUUGCUGUGAAAUAUUUUCCUCCAGACCAUGCCCAACUGCUGGAGGAGCUAACGAGGUACCUGUUUGCCCUCCAAAUCAAACAGGAUCUUUCCAGUGGACGUCUGACCUGCAAUGACACCAGCGCCGCCCUGAUGGUCUCCCACAUUAUGCAGUCUGAGAUCGGGGACUUUGAGGAGAGUCAGUGCCGGUCACACCUCCUCAACAAUAACUACAUUCCCGAUCAGAUGCCCUUGAUCGACAAGAUCAUGGAGUUCCACUCCAUGAAUAUAGGUCAAACGCCUGCAGAAUCCGACUUUCAGUUGUUAGAGGUGGCACGCCGACUAGAGAUGUAUGGGAUUCGUCUCCACCCAGCCAAAGACCGCGAAGGGUCUCGUCUGAGCCUCGCUGUGGCUCACACAGGCAUCCUAGUCUUUCAGGGACACACGAAGAUAAACUCCUUCAACUGGUCUAAAGUGCGUAAACUGAGCUUUAAGAGGAAACGUUUCCUAAUAAAGCUGAGGCCUGAUGUAAAUAGUUCUUAUCAAGACACACUGGAGUUCUUGAUGACCAGUAGGGACUGCUGUAAAGUCUUCUGGAAGAUUUGUGUUGAAUACCACGCCUUUUUCCGCCUCUUUGAGGAACCCAAACCCAAGCCCAAGCCUGUGUUAUUCACACGCGGCUCCUCUUUCAGAUUCAGCGGUCGCACGCAGAAGCAAGUCAUCGAUUUUGUGAGGGAGUCAGAGUUUAAAAAGCUCCCAUUUGAAAGGAAACACAGUCGAGUGCAGCAGAACAGCCGCCUGUCACCUUUGCCUUCGCCGCGCUCCCACGAAGUGCCAACAGAAAGUGGUGUUACUGGGGACAGACUAGACUCUGCUUCGCAGCACCAUUGGAAGGAAUCCGUCCUGGUGAAUUCCCAGGAAACCUCCGAAGCCCCAGCGAGCCCUCCUCACCAGAACAACAGAUCGCCAUCCAGACAGGAGGAGACGAGAGACUCGACAUGGGUGGCCCACCCGGAACAUCUGGCAACAGGAGCGCUGACAAACAGUCCCUACCUGUCCACGUCUCCCGGACACUCAAACGGGCUGCUUAACGGCCAGAUGUCCUUGGAGGUGGGAAGUCACAGUCCUGAUGUUCGCCAGCCGUCCCCACUCACCAGCCCUCUCCUCAACGACGCCUGCAGCAUUCGCACUGAUGAUGAAGACGAGGUUCGGAGGAAGAGGUUUCCCACGGACAGAGCCUACUUUAUCGCCAAGGAGCUGCUGACCACAGAGAGGACGUACGUGAAAGACCUGGAGGUGGUGACCGUGUUGUUCCAGAAUGCCGUCGGUCAGGAUGAAGCCACUCCGGACUCUCUCAAGAACACAAUUUUCUCCACCUUUGAGCCACUGCACAGGUUCCACAUAGGUUUUCUCAGGGAAGUGGAGCAGAGGAUGGCUUUGUGGGAAGGGCGCUCCAACGCUCAUAUUAAAGGAGACUACCAGCGCAUUGGGGAUGUUCUGCUGAAGAACCUGCAAGGCCUGAAGCCACUCGCAGCCGACUUGCACAAGCAGUGCGACGUUCUGAUGGAGCUGGAAAAGGCGUGCAAGACGUCCCGCAGGCUGGAGGGUCUCUGCAGGGACUUUGAGCUGCAGAAGGUUUGCUACGUCCCCCUCAAUGUCUUCAUCCUGAGGCCCCUGCACCGGCUGGUGCACUACCAGCGCAUCCUGGAGCGUUUGUGCAAACAUUACCCUGCUACUCAUGUGGACUUCAGGGACUGUAGAACUGCUCUGGCCGAUUUGUCUGAGGUGGUGGAGCAGCUCCAAGGGAGCGUCAUGAAGACGGAGAACUUCCAGAAGCUGUUGGAAUUAAAGAAGGAUUUGAUUGGCGUUGAUAAGCUCGCUGUUCCUGGUCGGGAGUUCAUCAGGUUUGGCUGCCUAAGCAAGCUGUCUGGAAAAGGUCUUCAGCAACGAAUGUUUUUCUUGUUCAACGAUGUUAUUUUGUACAGCAGUCGAGGGAUGACGGCCACCAAUCAGUUCAAAGUUCACGGGCAGCUUCCGCUUCAUGGCAUGACAAUCAGAGAGAGUGAAGAUGAGUGGGGUGUUCCUCACGCCUUCACCUUGGUCAGCCAGCGGCAGUCUGUGGUGGUUGCAGCCAGUUCCUUGUCAGAGAUGGUGAAGUGGAUGGAAGACUUGGAGAAGGCGAUAGAAAUGGCGAAAACCAGCAAUGGGCCUUCGUCUGACCUGCUGAGCUGCAGUCUGACCGACAACAAAUGCCCACGGGAGUUCUCAGCGGAGACAGAGUCUGAGGACGACGUGACAGCGUCCCACACCUCGCCGGAGAGGGCCGCCCCUCACCGUGGUAACACAAUGGUGCACGUGUGCUGGCACAGGAACGCCAGCGUGUCCAUGGUGGAUUUUAGCCUAGCUGUGGAGAACCAGCUGUCAGGGAACCUGCUGCGGAAGUUCAAGAGCAGCAACGGCUGGCAGAAGCUGUGGGUGGUCUUCACCAACUUCAGUCUGUUUUUCUACAAGUCACAUCAGGAUGAUUAUCCUCUGGCCAGCCUUCCCCUGCUGGGUUACUCCGUCACCAUUCCCUCCGAGUCAGAGAACAUCCACAAGGACUACGUCUUUAAACUGCAUUUCAAGUCCCACGUCUACUACUUCCGGUCGGAGAGCAAAUACACAUUCGAAAGGUGGAUGGAGGUGAUUGGCAGUGCCACGGCUUCCUCCAGUCGGCUCCGAAACGGCAAGGAGUCCCACUGAGUCGGCCUCUUUUGAGGUUACACCUGUCGGUGCUUUUUUUUUUUUUUUACUGUUGUCAUGGUGACACGUCCGCUGGUUUCGACUGCAUCACAGACUGCAUUUCUCUUUUCUGCCAUUUUUUACAGCUCAGCUCUUUUUACAGGAUGUCCUUUUCUACCGUUUUUUAGCAUUUAGAGCCACUUCCAGUUCCUAGUUGUCUUUUUUUUGGUUAGUUUUUACAUCAGAACCAUGUGGAUGUUCUCUAUUUGAUGGUCUUUUGUUGUUCUUCUCUUUGUUGCUUUUCACUUUUAGUACCAAACUUAUUCUUAGCAAUAUUCUCCUGGACUUUAUAAUGCAGUUUUUUGUUGUUGUUGUUGAACGUAAACGCCAUAACAUUCAGGCCACCCUUUAAAAGUCACUGGCCUGCCAUGUGUUUUUUUUGUUUUGGACAAAGUAGGAUUCUGUUUUUGGUCAUUUUCAAACGAUCAACGCUGGUGCCAUUCUUAAAAAAUUAUAUUUAAAAUUCUAUGUGGAUUUUGCAUUUUUAAAUUAAGAGAAUGUUCGCAACCGUAGUCAUGUAACAAAACAAAAAAAAAGCUUUAAAAGUAAUGUUUGAAACUAAAUACAAACUUUUUAACUGCAGUUCUGCCCUUCUUUGAGCCACCGUCUGAAAUAGCUCUUUUUGUAGGUGCAAAUGAAAGGAAAUAUGCAUUUGAUAACAUUCAAGUGGAGAUAAAUGCAAUGCAAAAUAUCUGCUCUGCUUGGGGAUGCAUAUAUACGCAAAGGAGAUCUUUGAAAAUGUAUUAAAAAAAAAAAAGAAUCAAACAGCAAAUUGUGGUAUUU
Molecule: messenger RNA, 4345 nt
Organism: Entelurus aequoreus (snake pipefish)
Lineage: Eukaryota; Metazoa; Chordata; Actinopteri; Syngnathiformes; Syngnathidae
Product: FERM, ARHGEF and pleckstrin domain-containing protein 1-like
Exons: 28
Coding region: 452-3523 (1023 amino acids)
Cellular component (GO): cytoskeleton
Molecular function (GO): cytoskeletal protein binding; guanyl-nucleotide exchange factor activity
Source: RefSeq, a predicted model, not a curated record